Glarea lozoyensis ATCC 20868 is the source of this 867-nucleotide messenger RNA. RefSeq lists its product as uncharacterized. The record is from RefSeq and is a predicted model, not a curated record. Bases 1 to 867 code for a protein of 288 amino acids. Lineage: Eukaryota; Fungi; Ascomycota; Leotiomycetes; Helotiales; Helotiaceae. The transcript is spliced from 3 exons.
AUGGCUCAUAAGGCGAGUACGGAAGCCAUCAUCCGUCUCAGUGUUCGAGUUCCCGAAAUUCCUGACCACAUCUUCCACGUUGAAAGCCAACACGACCUCGCGUACAAUGCCCUAAUUGAAACACGUAUGAAAUGGGUCGCAGCCAUCGCUCAGUACUUUGCGACUACGAAGUCAAUGAAUCAAUAUCAUAUUCGUGACUGGGAUAUCAUCUUGAACUAUGAUGGGAAGAUCGAAAAUGUCGGAGACCAAAUAGUCGAGGCAGCUUAUGAGUCGGCAGUAAGACAAUAUCCAGCACGCUACCAAUUGCCAAAAGAACUCAAUAGUCUUGCCAUGUCAGCGUCAGAAGCAGUGAGACGACAGGAGAUGUUUGCUCUAGGUGGCAUGUUUUAUCACAUUCUUUCUGGGAAGCAGUUGUUUCAUGAACUGGGCGACAGAGCAUAUAUUUCUCAAGUUGUGUCGGCUCUGCUUGUUGAAGGAAAGUUUCCAGACGAUGUGUGGACUCUUCCUAUGGCAGAAGUCAUUCUCGCUCAUUGGUGUCUGGAGAUCGGAGAAGAGUUUAAGAAGUUUACUAUGCCUAAACUCGAACCACCAGUCUUUUAUACACCGUUCCUGGGAGGUAUGAUAUUUGUAAGAGGUGUUUUAGCAGCACUUGUAGUACCAGCGAUACCUGCAGGCAUUGUUGAAUGGGGAAACAAAGUGUUAGUUCCGACAACUGAUAACAUAACGGAAAGUUUGGACCCACAAUUCGGAUGUAGAAUUUCUGGUGCAGUCAGAGGGGUGUUCAAUGGGGGAUCUGUGAAUGAAGACGCUUGUGUGUUGAAAAGAAGAUUUCUCCAGAAAUGGAAAGAGUUGACCGGACAGGUUUAG